Molecule: messenger RNA, 402 nt
Organism: Mucor mucedo
Lineage: Eukaryota; Fungi; Mucoromycota; Mucoromycetes; Mucorales; Mucoraceae
Exons: 4
Coding region: 1-402 (133 amino acids)
Source: RefSeq, a predicted model, not a curated record
AUGCCUGUACUCGGGUUUGAUUCUCUAUCCGAUCUUACUCAUGAAGUACUUUUAACCGUUCAUAAAUUUGAGGAUCCUGAAAGGUUUCUAGAUGUUAAUGGAAACGAUAUGAAAAAUGGUACUUUUAUUUACUUGCCUACUCAGAAUCUGAGUCAAACAAGGAAAGGUGUGAACGUCUCUGAAAUGGUAAAAAGUGCCAUGGAAAGUCAUGAACACUCAAAACGCUGUGAACGAUUACUUACACACUUUUUUUUGGCUUUUGAAAAGUGUAAAAGCAGACCAAUUUUCGGACCAUUUAUUUUCUUCGUCCUGUAUCUGAGGCUACACGUUACUCUCAUUUUUGAAAUUAUAUCUUGGAGCAUCCGGGCAGGCUGCCAGUGGGCAUCUGCUCCCUGUUUUUAA